This is a messenger RNA of Hyaena hyaena (striped hyena), 1995 nucleotides long. It is a transcript of the gene ASIC4, whose product is annotated as acid sensing ion channel subunit family member 4. The record is from RefSeq and is a predicted model, not a curated record. Gene Ontology annotation, cellular component: membrane. Gene Ontology annotation, biological process: sodium ion transmembrane transport. The transcript is spliced from 10 exons. NCBI's taxonomy places the organism in Eukaryota, Metazoa, Chordata, Mammalia, Carnivora, Hyaenidae. Gene Ontology annotation, molecular function: ligand-gated sodium channel activity. Bases 296 to 1915 code for a protein of 539 amino acids.
GGGGCUGACAGCUGUGCUGGUGCUGAUAAGGGAAGCCACAAGGAGACGAUCGAGGAGAGAGACAAGCAGCAGCAGAGGCAGCAGCAGCAGAGGCAGCACGAGGGCUGCGGAGCUGCUGGGAGUGGGAGUGACUCCCCCACCUCGGGCCCCCACCCUGUCCCUGUCCUCCUCCCGCUUCCCUGAGUUUAGAAGAGCAGCCGCUGCCACCACCGCCACUCCGGAGGGCACCGGGGGCUGCUGGCCAGGGAGGGACAGGGGCAGGGAGGCUCUGGCCAGUCCCAGCAGCCAGGGACAGAUGCCGAUCGAGAUUGUGUGCAAAAUCAAAUUUGCAGAGGAGGAUGCGAAACCCAAGGAGAAGGAGGCAGGGGAUGAGCAAAGCCUCCUGGGGGCGGCACAGGGGGCAGCAGCCCCCCGGGACCUGGCCACCUUUGCGAGCACCAGCACUCUGCACGGGCUGGGCCGGGCCUGUGGCCCAGGCCCCCACGGACUGCGCAGAACCCUGUGGGCACUGGCCCUACUCACCUCGCUGGCCGCCUUCCUGUACCAGGCUAUUGGCCUGGCCCGGGGCUACCUGACCCGGCCUCACCUGGUGGCAAUGGACCCUGCUGCCCCAGCCCCGGUGGCGGGCUUCCCGGCCGUCACCCUCUGCAACAUCAACCGCUUCCGGCACUCGGCACUCAGCGACGCCGACAUCUUCCACCUGGCCAACCUGACGGGGCUGCCCCCCAAAGACCGGGACGGACACCGUGCUGCCGGCCUGCGCUACCCGGAGCCCGACAUGGUAGACAUCCUCAACCGCACCGGCCACCAGCUUGCCGACAUGCUCAAGAGCUGCAACUUCAGUGGGCACCACUGUUCCGCCAGCAACUUCUCCGUGGUCUAUACCCGCUAUGGGAAGUGUUAUACCUUCAACGCGGAUCCACAGAGUUCACUGCCCAGUCGGGCAGGGGGCAUGGGCAGUGGCCUGGAGAUCAUGCUGGACAUCCAGCAGGAGGAAUACCUGCCCAUCUGGAGAGAGACAAAUGAGACAUCAUUUGAGGCCGGCAUCCGAGUGCAGAUUCAUAGCCAAGAGGAGCCACCCUACAUCCACCAGUUGGGCUUUGGCGUGUCCCCAGGCUUCCAAACCUUUGUGUCCUGCCAGGAACAGCGGCUGACCUAUCUGCCCCAGCCCUGGGGCAACUGCCGGGCAGAGAGCGGGCUCAGGGAGCCUGAGCUGCAGGGCUACUCAGCCUACAGUGUGUCUGCCUGCCGGCUGCGCUGUGAAAAGGAGGCCGUGCUCCAGCGUUGCCAUUGCCGGAUGGUGCACAUGCCAGGCAAUGAGACCAUCUGCCCGCCAAACAUCUACAUCGAGUGUGCUGACCACACCCUGGACUCCUUGGGUGGGGGCUCCGAGGGCCCGUGUUUCUGCCCUACUCCUUGCAACCUGACCCGCUACGGAAAAGAAAUCUCCAUGGUCAGGAUCCCCAACAGGGGCUCAGCCCGGUACCUGGCAAGGAAGUACAACCGCAACGAAACCUACAUACGCGAGAACUUCUUGGUCCUUGAUGUCUUUUUUGAAGCCCUGACCUCCGAGGCCAUGGAGCAGCGAGCAGCCUACGGCCUGUCAGCCCUGCUGGGAGACCUCGGGGGACAGAUGGGCCUCUUCAUCGGGGCCAGCAUCCUCACCCUGCUGGAGAUCCUGGACUACAUCUAUGAGGUGUCCUGGGACCGACUGAAGCGGGUGUGGCGUCGUCCUAAGACCCCCUUGCGGACCUCCACUGGGGGCAUCUCCACCCUGGGGCUGCAGGAGCUCAAGGAGCAGAGUCCCUGCCCAAGUCGGGGCUGUGUUGAGGGAGGGGCCGCCAGUGGCCUGCUCCCCAACCACCACCACCCUCCUGGGCCCCGGGGAGGCCUCUUUGAAGACUUCGCUUGCUAGGACGGUGCUGUGUCUAAAAAGACCCAGGAUUCUGGGGCCCCUCUGGGGAUCCUCAGCAGUCUCCUCCUGAUCCUGGCACA